GAUUUAAGGUAAAUCUUUCAUAUACAAUUCUACAAUAAUUCCAAAACUUCAUUUUUAAUCGGCCGUUUGAAUUAUUUCGUCUCGAGCUCUGGCAGACAUGUAAUCAACAUAAUCAAAUCAUGGUUAUGUCUACGAUAGAUAUAAAUAUUGACCACCCUCAUUAUCAUCAUAUUCAUGUUCUUCAUUACCCCAACACGAUCUGCAGCUUCGUCGCAAUAGGGGCGAUAUAUACUCCUUGCUUAUUUUAGAAUACUAUUGUUUUUUUCUUCUUCUGGAGUCAAUAUGACGCCGAACACGGAAACGGAUCGUAAUGAAGACGAGAGCCACUCUGCCGAAGCUCCUAUACCCUUUUCGACGGAGGAGCUAUUACCCCCUUCCGCGGGGAGAACUCUCCUGCCUAGCCCAAUAGCGAACGCUGUUAGCCUCGCCGCACGAUCGACUUCCUUUGCUCUUCGCAUAGGUACAUUUAUCGGUGGUUAUGGGUUGGGCGCUGCCAAGUUUACCACACUUUCUAGCCUGGAACUGGGCCGCGGUAUUUUGGAAGGGAUAUUAAGUAGAGCCGGAAGAGAUGUCAUAGCAAGAGCCCAGUCCGAGUUGGGUAAAUCAGAUGCCGAGUCUAUCCUAGAAAGGAGUCUCGAAACUUUGCACCAGACAAUGUCCCAGAUCGUCUUCUGGACGGCGACUGGCUUCCACGUUACUGGCACCACCGUGUCAACCGCUUCCCAAAUCUCCCAGUUGUUCCUGUCCGUCCUCGACCAAUUUUUUGGUUCAACCGAUUCUUCUAGAGCUAUUGCGAGCAUCAUUACCUUGAUCCGUCGGGAAUUCCAAAAUCCCGCUACAGGCGCGCAGGGAGAAAAAGUCGGAGUAAUUGACCUUGUUCUUGGUUUGUGCGGCCUUGCCUAUUUACAGAAUCGGUGCAAAAAGAUGAUACAAGGUGAAUCACGUCGGCUUUAUCAAGAAGAAGUCGUUUGGGAUGUUGUUCUUCUCGAUGAUGGAGAGCGAGUUGAUAUUGACGGCGAAGACGUAUAUAUCAGUAGACAUGAUGGAGGACCCCUUUUAGACCGCCACGGACAAAUGGUCGAAGCAGUUACGCAGGAUGGUCUGAAUUGGAAUGGUGACGGCGAUGACGAGAUGCCUGAGGCUGAGCUUCAACAACAAAUUCUAAGAUCGCUCCCUAAAGACGCUCAAGUAUCUAUCACUACCUCUACAACCACGACGAAAACGAUCACUGUUGAUAUCAGCGGCACCCCGCUCAUACCAGUCUUGUCGCUACCUGGGGUAGACGUCGUUAAAAGAGAAAUCAAUAGUUCGGAAGAUAUUUCGCCAGAAAAUGGAGAGGCAGGGCCUAGUUACAGGGUUGUAUAUAGGAUAAGCCGUAAUAAUAUGAAAAAUAUGGCUAUUGAUAGCGAUACCGACGAGGAUACUCAGUCCAGGGUUGAACUGGUUGGCGACGGCGAAUUACGGUCACCAGAUACUCACCGACCCGACCAGCCUCCUCCCGUCCCACCAAAGGCUGCACGUCCAACUUUCGCUUCAUCGGCCAAGGGAAAGGGCAGUGUCAAAGGCGACCACUUAUGCUAUCAAGACAGGUACUCUAACAAUCUUACUGGGUCGAGGUUCGGUCCUCCCAAGGAUCGCACAUCUUCGCUUGCCUCUCAUAAGCAAGGCUCCGAACAUGCUGCGAACCAAAAACGUACAAGGAAACCGUUAGAUGAUUCCCGUCAGAGCUCUCAGGCCACCCUUACCGUUCCGGCUUCUCUAGGAAGCGUUAAAUAUUCGACUAAAAAGCUUGAAUCGCCGCCGACUUUGAAAGGGAAUGAAAAGAGAAGUGGCAUUCGUGAUGUCCUUAGGAAGGGGUCUGUUUUAUUGAACCGCGACUCAAGCUCGGAAAACCUUCAAACACAUAAUGCCAAAUCAAAAGCGCUAAUGAAACCGCCUUGGGGUAGCAACAAGCCUUUGCAAAGCAAAUUGCCGAUAUCACAGAAAAGAGAUUUUUCGGAGAGGAAUCCGAAUCUGAUACCUCACAACGAGCCUCCCCAAUCGCCGCGCCGAGGGAGCCCGAAUCAUUUCACCUCGAGAGAUCUAGGCGAUGGUGGAAGUUCUAUUAUACAUGGAUCACCGUUGCGGGCAAAAUAUGCGUCUUUACAAGGCAAGAGACGUAACUCGGUAGUCUCCCAAACCGAUACCUUCUCGGUCCACUCGUUCGAAAGUCGCCCGUCAUCUCCUUUAUUGCAAAGAAAUGAGGCCAGGAUUCAUAACAGCAUAUCAUACUCCGAGACUGGACAUGAUACGGGUGUCCAGUACCCUCGCUCGCCGUCAAGGGGCCAUAAAAGGAUAACGUCGGAACAUCGCGAUUUUUACAGUCCAAGUAUCUACACCUUACAGACUCGAGAUUCACAAAUGUCAUUAGUCCCGUCUUCGUUUCGGCAAAGGAGUGCAUAUAGCGGUUCGGAGGCCGUCGAUUCUCUGCGACGUACUGGGACGGUUGACGGAAUAUUCCCCAAAUUCCAUCUUCUUAGAAAUAUUACCCGGUAUAGUCGAUACGCCUCAGCUGCGUACGGAUCAAACUUUUUGAAAUUUAUGGGCAUUACCAAGGAGUUGCCCAUCCUGAAGGCGUUAGAUGAAACACACCGGGAUGUUCGUUCAUUCGCCCAUCAUACUGAACUACCACCAGACAGCAUCCUCCUAUCCUCAUUCAUCGAUCAUCAAGGCGGCUCCGACUCUACCGGGUCUACGGAUACCGGAGUGCCCCUAGUGCAUACAAUUGCAAUUGACGAAGAGUCAAAAGCUGUUGUGUUAUCCUGCCGCGGUACAUUGGGAUUCGAAGACGUUUUAGCCGACAUGAUGUGUGAGUACGACGACCUGUUCUGGCGUGGAAAACCGUAUAAGGUCCAUAAGGGUAUCCACGCAUCUGCACGACGGCUUUUGUAUGGGGGAGAUGGAAGAGUACUUGCAACCCUUAAAGAAGCUCUUGAGGAGUUUUCGGACUACGGUCUUGUCCUGUGUGGGCAUUCUCUCGGCGGCGCUGUAACUGCGCUACUGGGAGCUAUGCUUGCUGAGCCUGCUUCUACCGGAACUGCGUUUGUCACUUCAGCUGAACCCCAUCAGAGACUACUUGCGAGUGGACAAUCCCAUCAAACCAACCCUCACAUAUGCUUACCGCCCGGCAGGCCCAUUCACGUGUAUGCAUAUGGCCCGCCUUCUACUAUGUCACCUUCAUUACAAAAAGCGACAAGGGGAUUGAUAACCAGUACUGUACACGGAAAUGACCUUGUUCCAUACUUGUCGCUGGGUGUUCUACACGACUUCCAAGCCGUGGCAUUAGCAUUCAAGACUGAUAAUAAUGACGCGAAGGCAGAAGUGCGACGGCGAAUUUGGGAGGGGCUGCAGUCGGGUCUAGCUAACAAAUGGUAUAAUAACGGUUCGAAACGAUCGCACGAAGAAGAGGAUCAAUGGGCAUAUGCGGCGCUGAAGACUUUACGCACGAGUAUGAUGAGUUCUAAAUUACUACCUCCUGGGGAGGUCUUUUCGGUUGAGAGUACUCCAGCCCUUAGGAGAGACGCAUUCCUCCAAGCUGGUACGGACCAGGUCGGACGACCUGCAACUCGAAUCGUGUUUAAGUAUAUUAGAGACGUCGAGGCCCGGUUCAGAGAGAUUAGAUUUGGCUCUGGAAUGUUGUUAGAUCAUAGUCCUGGGCGGUAUGAAGACGCUCUUCGUCGGCUUACAUUAGGUGUAAUAAACGCAUAAAACGUCAUGGUUAGAGCGAGCAUUCACGAUACCUGCUAGACAGACCAUCAAGACAGCGUCAAAUUGAAUAUUCCGGUCUUAUGUGCAAACGAAGUAUUACGAGUCAAGAUAUACAUAAAAUUGUUCAGAUAUAAGUACCUAACUUACCUGGUACCUAAUGCAACGUUCAUACGAAGAAUAUUAAAA
Messenger RNA from Daldinia caldariorum, 3933 nucleotides. RefSeq lists its product as uncharacterized. Gene Ontology annotation, biological process: lipid metabolic process. The record is from RefSeq and is a predicted model, not a curated record. Lineage: Eukaryota; Fungi; Ascomycota; Sordariomycetes; Xylariales; Hypoxylaceae. The coding region runs from base 283 to 3747 and encodes 1154 amino acids. The transcript has a single exon.